AUGGCUAUCCUUCCCAAACUCGGUGCCCGCACGAUCUCAACACCACCAACUCGCACUGCCCUUGCACGGCACGCAUCACAAGCUUCUCCUUUUUCUGCUUCUUCUGCACGCCGCUCAUAUGCCUCACAAGCCAGUCAGCAGUCAAAAUCGAGCGAGAUUCCAUGGAUGGUCGGUUCGAUCGUCAUAACCGUCCCAGCGCUAUUCUACCUAUUAAAAUCGGGGCCGGCGGAGACACUGCAUGAACUCAAGCCUCACAGAUCAAUUACAAACGAAAUAGAGAGACACGAGCAAGAGAAGGGAAUUCAAGACUCUAGGAAGAGUGAAAAGCCGUCGGAGCGAGAUCCGCCAAAGGCAAUCAGGCCACCAACUGAUCCUGGGAAAAACUCUGGCGCCCAGUCCGCUAAACAGCAAGGUCUUACCAAUACCGAGACUAAACAUCCCAGCUUGGAAACACCCGGCAAGAGUGUCAAAGCUGAGGGCGAAACGGAGACAGCUAAAGUCAUGGGGACAGUGUCCCCGGAGCGGGAUAUGACUAAGUCCAGUUAG
Messenger RNA from Talaromyces rugulosus, 546 nucleotides. RefSeq lists its product as uncharacterized. The record is from RefSeq and is a predicted model, not a curated record. The coding region runs from base 1 to 546 and encodes 181 amino acids. NCBI's taxonomy places the organism in Eukaryota, Fungi, Ascomycota, Eurotiomycetes, Eurotiales, Trichocomaceae. The transcript is spliced from 3 exons.